CGUCACCGAGCUCACAAACAUCCUUACUUUACCACACCAAGUCAUAAUCAAAGACAGAUAAACCCUAUAUAUAUAUAUAUGGGAGUAUUACACACCGCGCACCCACACACGCACUCCCUCAAUAUCUUUCCCUCCAGUGUUAGAGUUAGGGUUUCCUGUGUCUAAUUCACCUCACACGUCCAAAUCCCUUCUCUUGAGAUCAAACUGAUCGUCAAAGAUGACAGGCAAAGCCAAGCCGAAGAAGCACACAGCCAAGGAGAUCGCGGCCAAGAUCGACGCCGCGACCACCAACCGCGGCGGCGGCAAAGCCGGAAUCGCUGACCGGACCGGAAAAGAGAAGGGAGGGCACGCCAAGAUGGAGUGCCCGCACUGCAAGAUUACGGCACCGGACGUGAAGUCGAUGCAGAUUCACCAUGAAGCUCGACAUCCAAAGAUCCCUUUUGAGGAGGAGAAGAUUGUGAAUCGCCAUGCCAGCACCAGCACCAGCACCAGCACCAGCACCCAAGUCGCAGAACCCUCCAAGGACGCUAACAAGCCACGACCUGGCGUUCGCGGCAGUCUCAAGAAGUGAAUUGCAGUCAAAAGUCAAAUCAAAUCAACCAAAGGAACGGGCUUUCUGGUGCUUUCGCGGGUAGUGGUAGGUUUACUAGAUUGGGUAAGAGGGUCGGAGUCAGAGCCAUGCUUGUUUUGGUUGGCAGUGCUUUAUGGGUAUUGGUUAAUUUUGGAAUUUUAUGUGAUGUAUAUUAGUUUCUUCUAUGUCUAAGGUCAUCAAGAUGAUCAAUGUUUCAGAAUUGAGUGGUUUAUGGAAUGUGCUUUAAAUCAUUUUCUUUCCUGAUGUUGAUCUUGAUUAUUAAUGAAUAGCCGAUGGUGGGUAAAAAGAAGGGGUCUUUUCUUAGUCCGAAGAAACCUA
Messenger RNA from Prunus dulcis (almond), 910 nucleotides. RefSeq names its product protein METHYLENE BLUE SENSITIVITY 1. The record is from RefSeq and is a predicted model, not a curated record. The coding region runs from base 218 to 571 and encodes 117 amino acids. Lineage: Eukaryota; Viridiplantae; Streptophyta; Magnoliopsida; Rosales; Rosaceae. The transcript has a single exon.